This is a messenger RNA of Funneliformis geosporum, 267 nucleotides long. NCBI's taxonomy places the organism in Eukaryota, Fungi, Glomeromycota, Glomeromycetes, Glomerales, Glomeraceae. The record is from the annotation of a GenBank genome assembly.
AUGCCUUCUAAACGUCGAUUCAAAAAAAGUCAAGAGAAAAAGAUUAAUCGUGUCAGAAAUCUCAGGGCCAAAUUAAAAGGAAAGAAAAAUAAAAAUAAAAAGCUUACCGAACUUUAUUCGGAAAUUCAAAAAAAUGAAAACCUCACAGUUGAAAUGGUCCAAGAGAGAAACCUGGUUGAAGAAUUCAAAAAAAUGAGAAUCAAUUCAUUCGUCGGAGCCUUGCUCGAUUUUAAAGAAAAAGGGUAUGCCGGUGCUAUUGCAUCUUGA